Dictyostelium discoideum AX4 is the source of this 765-nucleotide messenger RNA. RefSeq lists its product as hypothetical. NCBI's taxonomy places the organism in Eukaryota, Evosea, Eumycetozoa, Dictyosteliales, Dictyosteliaceae. The record is from RefSeq and is a predicted model, not a curated record. The transcript is spliced from 4 exons. The coding region runs from base 1 to 765 and encodes 254 amino acids.
AUGUUAAGAAGUGUAAUUAUUAUAACUGGUAAAGGUACUUUACUUUUUGAAAAGAUAUGGGUAUCAAGUACACAAAUGGUAGGAAAAGGAAACAUGUUUUCUUCACUUUUAACAACUGUUCAAGAAUUUUCAAAACAAAGUACUGGAAUGUUUGUUUCAUAUAUCGAAUUUGGUGAAUCUGCAAUUACAAUUGUUUAUGAUGAAAAGACAUUAUUAAGAUGUUGUUUAUUUCAUGAUGUUGCAGAUGGUUCAGAAUUUGGAAAACUCAUUGCAAAUAGUUUAUUAAGAGGAUUUAUAGAGUUAUUUAGUGAUACAGAUUUCGUUCAUACAGCAGUACAUAAUUCAUCGAAAUUCAAUUCAUUUUCAAAUAAAAUCUAUGAUGCAAUUUCACAAUCACCUAAAACUGUAGUAUUACAACUUCGUUUAAAUAGAGGUAUUCAAAAUUCAAUUGUGGUCUAUAACGAUGGUAAAUCAAUCUCUUCAGGUGGUACUGAAGAUCAAUUGGGUAUGACUGCAAAUCUUCAAGCUAUGUUAUCUUUUUCUAAUGAUUUAUUGUUAUCAAAAGGUGAUGGACCAAAAGAAAUUAUAUUAGAUACAAAUGAUAAUAAUGUUAUAAUUUCAAGAGUAGGACCUGCAAGUUUAGUUUGUAUUUGUAAAAAAAAUAAAAAUAAAGAAGUUUAUCAAAAUUCUAUUUAUGAGGCUGUUAUUUUAUUGGAUAAAGUAUUUUUAUUACUAUCUUAUUUACAAGGUAGUUUUGUAAGAUAA